AUGGCCAAGUUGCAAAAGACGCUGAAGCAACGACAACGACACGCCGUCCGCAACAGUGCGCAUGUCGCGAAGUUGACGCCAGCCGAAAUCCGGUCGCUUAAUAAUGGGGCCCUGGCCUCCAGAACCGGGAGUCAGUCCAGUGCCAAAUCGACUUCAUCUCCAGCCAGGUCGCGUCGUUCGACCAAUGCAACUCCUCCAGCAACUCCGGACGAACCUCCCGCAUACCAGCCACAGGCGCACAGAAACCCCGUCUCGCGAAACAACAGUUUCAGCAUCCCAACUCCCCCACACACUCCCAGCGGGCACCGACGCCCAUCGCAAUCCAGCACUCAUGGUCAUCACCAUCAUGGUCACGGCAUUUCUCAUGGCCACGCAAGCGGAGUCAUUCAUGCCCCUCGACCUCGCGGGUCAGUACAGGCUGCUUUCAUGUCCGGUAACGGUAUCUCAUCUCGCCCAUCAAGCUCUGGAUCCUCAACGUAUCGCGGCCUCCCGACAUAUCGCGGCCCUGAGGUGACGCGCACAGGCUCCGUAAACAUGCUCCAAUACCCUUCUCACCAGAUUGUCAACAAUCCCCUCUCGUACUUUUCCAGGCCGAGGCAGAGCCAAAUCAGCACAUCGCCGGAACUCGCGAAACGUGGAUCGAGUGACCAGAGCAUCGAGCAGGUGCAUAGUCUGCGAAACACACGUGCCAAUUCUCUGCCCAAUGUCAGCGCACCGUCAUCGAGGCAGCCCAGUCCACCCAGAUUGACCGACUCUCCCGUCUCGAUCAUCGUUGAUGGCACCCACAAGUUUCCGGCAUUCGAUGCUGCAGAUGACCCGCAUAAUCAGCCAAAAAUCCAGGGUGGCGAUGAAGAUGCUCAGAUCGAAACAGAAACAGCCGUUGUCGAAAGCCUGCCCAAGGCUACACCCACUGUAUCUGAUCCGAACCCCAAGGAUAUUCCUGUCCCAGAAUCCCCUAGGAAGGAGAAAGACAAGCAGAGGCGGUUCACAAUACACGCAGCACUGUUUGGGGGAGACAAACAUCACCAUGAAAGCCCGGAGAAGAAAUUGAAGAAACUAAGACGAAGGACCCUGUCUUUGCCCCAGGAUGAAGUUUCAACAGAACCCCCAAAGAAGGAACCUGUACCGGCCGCACCGCUUGGGGAGCCCGCCGCGGAUGGUGCGGCAGUCGAAAAUGGCGACUUCGCGACUCACCCGGUUGUUCGACCGCUGUCCUUGACGAUUCCAGACGGGCACAAAGGCAAAGAAAAGGAUAUCACUUCUGCUCCGGUCUACGCUCGUUGCUCCUGCUGCGGGAGGUUGAAACGGCCCCACGGCUUUAACAGCGAACUGAGCCCGGUCCUGGAGAAUGAAAAUCUGCGGACAAACUUCAGCUUUGAAAUAGAGCGGACAUCCGGUUCAUCUGCUAGAAGGAGUUCUGAUGCCAGCCGCGACAAAUUCACCCCGAUCUUACCGAUGCAAGUAGGGCAGAAUGAGACCCGACAAGCUAGUAUCGAGCCGUACAAUGGGCCGCCCGAGCCUCAACCCGAGCAGCUGCAGCACACUGGUGAAAUGGACAUGGAAAUUGCCGCGUCGAGUCCGGUACGGCAGCCCCUCCGGCAGAAGAAUGCGAGCCCAAUAAAAUUGAAGAGGAACUCUGCGCCUCCCGGCUUCGUCAGAUUUGCAAGUUUACAUGGGAAGCGAAAUGGAGGCACCGGCCCAAUUUUCGAAGAAGACGAAGAGCUCGAGCUCGAAGCCGACGAACACCAGCCAUUGAUGAUCGAGCAGACUGACAUGGAGGACUCUACCAUACAGACUCGAGAUUUUGCGACGAUGUCGCAAGCGGGAGCAGUAGACCACGAGAUUGCGAUGGACCGACCUGAUCUUCAAGUAUCAUCGGCAGCUCGAGCGAUUGUCGAACCUUUCUCGACGGCGGUCCCCAAUGACAUGCAACUCAUUACGACUGGUCUCAUGGAGAGAACGCCGCUUGAAAACCCCCUCGCGGUAGCCCGUUCUGAUACAUCCAUUACAUCAGCGCAAGGAAAAGCACCUGCAGGCGAAGAUCAGCCGUCUCGUCAGGAUAUCAGUCAGCUUUUGCACCGGGCCUCCAUUGUUGAUCAAUCUCAAGCAGAGCCGCCUGUAAGCGACGAAUCAGACGUGCUCGGAAAGGAGAGGCCUAGUCCGACAUCCACCACAGAGAGUCCGACUUCGACGACCACAACGACGACAGUGACAAUCAUCACACCGACUUCGGCCACCACCGCCACCUCCACCUCCAUGGCGACUUCGGUGGCGGCACCGUGGGAGCAAGAACUUUCCGCCUCGUAUCUAGGGGGCAACAAUGCGAUGGACCUGUCUCUGCGACCGAAAUUCAGCUUUGAGAGCAUGCGGAGCGCAAUCGAAGUGGCGGAGAAGGAGAAAGACAAGGAUCCAGCGAGCAAGGCGACGGGCAAGCGGAAGUCGGCGCUUCCGGGAUGGAUGGGUGUGAAGGCUUGA
Cladophialophora carrionii CBS 160.54 is the source of this 2475-nucleotide messenger RNA. RefSeq lists its product as uncharacterized. The transcript has a single exon. The record is from RefSeq and is a predicted model, not a curated record. NCBI's taxonomy places the organism in Eukaryota, Fungi, Ascomycota, Eurotiomycetes, Chaetothyriales, Herpotrichiellaceae. Bases 1 to 2475 code for a protein of 824 amino acids.